AUGCUUUAUCAAAAUGACAGCAGUUUACACCCAGCCACGUUUUUCCUCAUCGGAAUCCCAGGUCUGGAAGGUAUCCACGCCUGGAUCUCCCUGCCUUUCUGCUCUGUUUACCUUGUGGCUUUAGUGGGAAAUGCCACAAUUCUGCUAGUCAUCAAGACGGAGCAGACCCUCCGGGAGCCCAUGUUCUACUUUCUGGCCCUCCUUUCCACGACUGAUCUGGCCCUUUGUACAACCGCUGUGCCCCGCAUGCUGGGCAUCCUCUGGUUUGAUGCCCAUGAGAUUAACUUUGGAGCUUGUGUGGCCCAGAUGUUUCUGAUCCAUGCGUUCACUGGCAUGGAGGCUGAGGUCUUACUGGCCAUGGCUUUUGACCGGUAUGUGGCCAUCUGCGCUCCUCUCCACUACACGACUAUCUUGACGUCCCGGGUGCUGUUGGGCGUCACCAUGUGCAUUGUAAUUCGUCCAGUCCUGCUUACAUUUCCCAUGAUUUAUCUCAUCUACCGGCUACCCUUCUGCCAGGCUCGCAUAAUAGCUCAUUCUUACUGUGAGCACAUGGGCAUUGCAAAACUGUCCUGUGGAAACAUCCGUAUCAAUGCCAUCUAUGGGCUCUUUGUGGUCUCUCUCUUCCUUCUGAAUCUGGUCUUUAUCGGCAUCUCCUACAUUUACAUUCUCUGCUCUGUCUUUCGCCUCCCGUCGUGGGAAGCCCGGCUCAAAGCCCUGAACACGUGUGGCUCCCAUGUUGGGGUCAUGUGUGUUUUCUAUGUUCCCUCGGUCUUCUCCUUCCUCACCCACCGAUUUGGGCACAACAUACCACGCUAUAUUCACAUUCUUGUCGCCAACCUGUACCUGGUGAUCCCCCCUUCACUGAACCCCGUCAUUUAUGGUGUACGGACCAAGCAGAUACAAGAGCAAGUGCUCCGUGUCUUUUCUAAAAAAUAA
Messenger RNA from Manis javanica (Malayan pangolin), 936 nucleotides. Its product is annotated as olfactory receptor 52J3. Gene Ontology annotation, cellular component: plasma membrane. The record is from RefSeq and is a predicted model, not a curated record. Gene Ontology annotation, molecular function: olfactory receptor activity; G protein-coupled receptor activity. Gene Ontology annotation, biological process: G protein-coupled receptor signaling pathway. Lineage: Eukaryota; Metazoa; Chordata; Mammalia; Pholidota; Manidae.